AUGUAUGAAAGACCAGAGGGAAUUGAAAAUUGCAAGAUCUGGAUCGACGGGUGUUUCGAUUUUGCUCAUCAUGGCCACGCUGGUGCAAUGUUGCAAGCUAGACAGUUAGGAAAAGAAUUGUAUGUAGGUGUUCAUUCAGAUGAGGAAAUUUUACAUAACAAAGGUCCUGUUGUUAUGAAGCUUGAAGAAAGAAUGACAGCUGUAGAAGCAUGUAAAUGGUCAACCCGCGCUAUUGGUGGUGCGCCAUAUGUAACUGACCCAAAAGUGAUGGCAGAAUACGAAUGUAAGUACGUAGUUCAUGGUGACGAUAUCACCACUGAUGCAAAUGGAGAAGAUUGCUAUCAAACUGUCAAAGACUUGGGCUUAUUUGUUGUUGUCAAAAGAACUCCAAACAUUCUGACAACUGAUUUAGUUGGAAGAAUGUUGUUGAUGUCUAAAUCUCACCACUUCCCCCAAUUUAGUGGUAAGAAGUUCAGUAAUGGGAACGAAACAUUAUUUGAUUCGAGUCAUUUAGAAAAAUUCGGUCAGUACGCUACUGACCCUACUGGACUUGCCAAAGGAUCCAUUGUCUUGAGCUAUAAUGUUGGGGGCAAUGGUCAAUUGACUCAACUCAUAGCACCUUCAGAGAGCAACAAAAAGGCUUUAGAAGAGAAAGGAAUUUUCUAUGUAGAUGGAGGGUUUGACCUUUUCCACCCCGGUCACAUUGAGGCACUUAGAUUGGUUGCAGAAGAUGCGACGAGCCAUGGUGCCAAGGUAAUAGUCGGAAUUCAUGACGACCACACGGUAAACGUGGAAAAGGGAUUGAAUUAUCCGAUUAUGAAUAUCUUUGAGAGAUCUUUAUGUGUUUUGCAGUGCAGAUACGUCGAUGGUGUCGUUUUGGGGGCACCGUACAACCCAACAGAAGAAGGAUUUUUAGAAAAAUUACCUGGAAGUAUCAAGAGAGUCUACCAUGGUCAAGAGAAAGUUGAAGACUCCCAAGGAAAUGACCCAUAUGCAAAGGUAAAGACUGAGGGUCUUUUCCACUUCAUUGGACCUCAUAAAUUUGAUGAUAUUAACACAGAAGUCAUCGUCGAGAGAGUAUUGAGUAACAAGGCUGCCUACGAAGCUAGACAAAAGAAGAAAGGCUGGAAAGCUGAAAAUGAAAAAUUAUUGAGAGAAGAAGAAUUGAAGAAACAUUUGAAGUCUGAGUAG
Dujonia railenensis is the source of this 1191-nucleotide messenger RNA. NCBI's taxonomy places the organism in Eukaryota, Fungi, Ascomycota, Pichiomycetes, Serinales, Debaryomycetaceae. The record is from the annotation of a GenBank genome assembly.